AUGUCCAUAGAAGGGCAUAGGAGGCUAGCUCAAAUCAUCCCAGAUCAUGUGCAAGAAUGGUGGGACAAAUGGGAGAUACGAGGACUUAUUUUGAUUAGCCUUCUCACACAGAUCAUUUUAACAGCACUAGGUAAUCGUACAAUAUAUAAACCCAACAUGUGGACAAAAGCAAUUCUGUGGUCUGCAUACUUGCUAGCAGAUUGGAUAGCAGCAGUGGCAAUGGGUGUCAUCUCCAGCAAUCUUGGAAACAUUUACAAUAAAAGGGAACAACCAAAGAGUGUUGAUCCUCAGCUUCUGGCAUUUUGGGCUCCUUUUUUUCUAAUGCACCUUGGGGGUCCUGAUACCAUCACCGCUUAUGCAUUAGAAGACAAUGAGUUAUGGCGGAGGAACUUUGUUGGUUUGGUUUCUCAAACCAUCCUCACUGUCUACGUACUUAUUUUGUCUUGGAAAGGAAUCUGGCUUUCAUAUCUUACCAUUCCUGUGCUCAUUAUUGGGUUUAUCAAGUACGGGGAAAGGACUUGGUCUCUUUAUCGUGGAAGUGUCAAACACCUUAGGGAUUCUUUCCAUAAUUCAUUAUUGGAUUCUUCUAGGAGGAGUGAACAAUGGGAACAAUCAAGCAUAGGCCAAGAGGAAUUGAGAGUAUCUCUUCGAACCAUCUAUAUCUUUAUAAGCCUUUUUGUCGAUUUGGUGUUGACCCCGUUGGACAUUACUCAAGAUAGACGACAACUACAAAGUGUGAAAGAUUCCAAUUGUUCCAUUCUUUUUACAUGGGUGAAAUUUGAACUUAAAACAUUGUACGAUGUAUUCUACACCAAGGCAUUUGCAAAUUAUGGCAUCUGGGGUUUCAUUUCUCGCUUAAUCACUCUAAGUACCACCAUUGUUGUGCUCGUGUUAUAUGCUAAUUUAAGUGAAGAGAAGGAGUACCAAGUCGUGGAUCACAUCAUUACAUACUUGUUGUUGGUUGGAGCAAUAAUCGGGGAAAUACAUGCCUUUAUAUUGGUUACCAUUUCCAGAUGGACAGUGCUGUACUUUUCAAUCAAGGGUUUGAGCGACUUUUGUUUACUUCAAAAUUGUCUUCACUUGUUUCUGUUUUUAAAAAGUGGACCAAUUUCUUUGGGACAGUUGACCUUCUCCCAUUUGGUUUCCAGCAAAAGUUUGAAGAUGGAGGGAGAUUUCCUCCCAAUGAACAAGUUAGAAAGCACAUCCAAGUGUGUUAGUUGCUCAACCUCUAAUAAUUUACUUGAAACCAUUUUUGAAAGCUUGAAGGGUAAAUCACAGUCAAAUCCUUCAGGUACCCCUGGAUAUAGGAAUCUUUUAUCGGAAAACAAUGAUCAAAUCUUUUCAAGUGAACUUGAAUUUCACAGAACCAUUAUCAUAUGGCACAUUGCUACGGAACUGUUUUAUUACUCCAGCCACGAGCCAAGAUCUGAAGUCACAAGGAGGAAUAGCAAAGAGAUGUCUGAUUACAUGUUUUACCUCCUGGUCAAGCAACGUCACAUGUUGCCCGUAGGAGCAGGGUCGAUAACUCUUCAUGACACAGUAAUAGACGCCAAGAAAUACUUUAGACAUGUCAAUUUUUCUCCACAACAACAAAACUCACCUGAAACUUGUCGGAAAUUGCUUGAAGAUGACAAAAGCAUACCAAGUUAUGAAGCCACAGAAAAACCAGUUUUAUCUGUUCUUUUUCACGCUCGUGAAGUCGCAAAACGGCUCCUUGCUCCAGAAGACAAACAUGACAAUUGGGUAUUCAUUGAAAAGUUGUGGAUUGAAAUUCUGUGUUAUGCUGGUACUCAAUGUAGGGUAGAUAUGCAUGCUCAUCAACUUACAAAUGGCCCUGAAUUUCUCACUCAUAUUUGGCUCCUUCAAGCUCACUUGGGUUUGUUGGAUCAGUUUCAAAUAAAGGAUAUGUCUUUAAAUCCUGUCACCACCCCUUAA
Messenger RNA from Sphenostylis stenocarpa, 1935 nucleotides. The record is from the annotation of a GenBank genome assembly. Lineage: Eukaryota; Viridiplantae; Streptophyta; Magnoliopsida; Fabales; Fabaceae.